Molecule: messenger RNA, 1047 nt
Organism: Penicillium egyptiacum
Lineage: Eukaryota; Fungi; Ascomycota; Eurotiomycetes; Eurotiales; Aspergillaceae
Source: the annotation of a GenBank genome assembly
GGGGGGGGGGGGUGGCUUGUUAAGCCAGACCUCAGGCAACAACAGUUGAAUGUGACUGGUAUUACAGCAGCAGGGAAAGAUACAGAAUCUUCUUCAUGGCCCCUGAGUGGAAGUGUUGGGCGUGCAAGCGGCAGCUUAGCGACAUCCGCAGUUGUACAAUGCCUGAUUAAGGCGCAGACUGAUGAAGCCCAAACAGGCACUGAGAAUCCAUUGGACAUUGGGGAAACAAUGGCCCACCCGACGUACGUCCAGCUGGCAAAGUCUGUAUAUGACUGUGUCAAAGACAUGGGAAUGCUUGGCGACCGCCAAGAACUCUUUUUUUCGGCUGAGAAUGAUGAGUGGGAGUUGAGCUACCAACCCCGCCUUGGACUCCCAUUGAUGAGCUACAAGGAAAAGUGGCAAGCUCUUCGAUAUGUGCCGCCAUCAUCUACCCCCGUUCCAACGAACCAAGGAUUACCCGGCGCAGACAGACGCCCUCUUAAGCGCUUGCAGUACCUUGCUGAAGAGUACUUUGCAGCGCAGCCGGGUCCCGACAACUCCGGCCAAAAUAUUGCUUUACAUUCAUGUCUCCGGCAAGCUCUAAAUGGUGAAAGCUUUACAAAGGAAAAGCUACUCGACCUUACAGAAAACACGGCCUAUCGACUAGGCGCGAUGUAUGAAGCUGAAUACCUUAGGCAGCAGGCAAACAUCGACUACCCAUCAAUCUUUGAGAUUGAUACAAAAAUCAUCCUGGCACGCAAAGGAUCCACCGACCGCCAGCUAAGGAGUAAGACAUGGGACAUGUUACUCGCCCAAAAUAUCAAUACCACUCCAAUUGGUAUUAAGCUACAGUGGGGUCAACCUUCACAGUACCUCAUGCUUGCAUUGGUUGAGACAUUGGGGUCCUGGGAAGCCAUUCAAAACCAUAUUAACGUGAUGGCUGCGAAGAAGAAGACCUGGUGCCGGUUUAUCUUCCGUGCAUGGCAAGGCCAUCGAGUCUCCCAUAACGACGGUGGAAUCAAGAGACAGCGCGCGUUCAUAGAAGCUUUGAAGAAGGUCAGGGAGUAG